Salvelinus namaycush (lake trout) is the source of this 4180-nucleotide messenger RNA. Its product is annotated as tumor necrosis factor ligand superfamily member 14-like. Gene Ontology annotation, molecular function: tumor necrosis factor receptor binding. Gene Ontology annotation, cellular component: membrane. Lineage: Eukaryota; Metazoa; Chordata; Actinopteri; Salmoniformes; Salmonidae. Bases 738 to 1502 code for a protein of 254 amino acids. Gene Ontology annotation, biological process: immune response. The transcript has 6 exons. The record is from RefSeq and is a predicted model, not a curated record.
UUUUGUUUUACAGCAUAUUUUACCAUAUUUUCACGAGUUAUUCGGUCACAGUUUUCCUUUGCCAACAUAGAUCAUUUUCAGGCAUGUUGCUCGGAACCCGAAUGUAACGGACGUUCUAGAGCUGUAGUGGACCUGACCGAUCUGUAUAGGAAGUCCAGAUGAACCGACUGCUGCUGUUGUGAGGUCUUCUGUGUUCAACGUGGUCUCAACCGUAUCUACCGGCUCCUCUUUUCUCCGUGAAGAGAAAGCGGCUGUUGUUUCUGGUUGGCUGGUCUGUCACACUGAGAUUGAGGUGAACUCACUGCCCUUUUCACUAACCGUUCUGGUUGGCUGGUCUGUCGCACUGAGAUUGAGGUGAAGUCACUGCCCUUUUCACUAACCGUUCUGGUUGGCUAGUCUGUCGCACUGAGAUUGAGGUGAAGUCACUGCCCUUUUCACUAACCGUUCUGGUUGGCUGGUCUGUCACACUGAGAUUGAGGUGAAGUCACUGCCCUUUUCACUAACCGCCGACUGUGAGAGAAACUGUGUGGAUUGUUUCACAACUAUCUUGGCUGUUCAGAGACGAAGAGCAUAGAGAAGUCUGUCUACUGGGACUGUCAAUACGUCCGUCAAUCAAACAAUAGACGUAUUGAUCAGUGACCGACCUGCACUGCUCAGUGUGUCCUCUGUGGACCUCCAUCCAGACUCGCCCUCUCUCCCACCCCUUCUUGCCCGGGGACAAAGUCAGGUUGAGUGGGAUGGCUGAGGGGCAUGCUGGGCACUACCCCCAGGUGUUCGUGGUGGACAGCCAGGCGAGCUACACCCCCUUGCCCAGCGGGAGGCACUUUAGGUGGGGAGGGAUCGGCCGGAGAGCCCUUCAGCUCCUGGUGGGUCUUGCGCUGGUCGGGAUCGUCAUGGAAGCCUGCUUUAUCGUGCACUUGUACAACAGGACAGGGGCCCUGAUCAAUGCUCAAUCCUUUAUCCAGAGGAGUGGCUCAGCUCAGGGUCUGACUGGAUCUGAAGAGACCAACGAGAUUUUAGUCAAGCCUACGAGGAGGACACGCCCACCUGAGAUCCAACAGAAACCCUCAGCACACUUGAUAGGCUCCCCCUGGUCAGUGCGUGAGGAUAGUGUCGUUCAGUGGGAAUCAGACAAGGGCCUGUCUGCCUUCACAGAUCAGAUGGACUACAAAGAUGGCCACCUGGUAGUACAGAGGGAAGGGCACUAUUAUGUCUACUCCAAAGUGCACUUCGUUGAAGACUGCUUUCUGUUCAAACACAAGGUGAUGAGGCUCACCGAUGGUUACAAAAACAAACCUCUUGUGUUGAUGAAAUCUAACAGGUUCCAUUGUACUUCCCAGGAUUCCAGACCAAAGAAGAUUUCUUAUCAGAAUCUUCUGAACAGCUACCUGGGCGGAGUCUUCCAUCUGUUGCCUGGAGACAUCAUCUAUGUAACCGUGGACAACGGGACGCUCCUGAGACCUGGAGCUGAAGAUCAUUUCAUGGGGGCAUUCAUGAUUUAGGAGACGGUGUGUAUUGACACACACUCAUACGUACAUUUGUCAAUCAGAUUCGUGUGUCAGUUAUGUUAUUUCGACGUAUAGAUUCUAACCAAGGUGUGUUAUAGAGAAUCAAACGAGAAAACAGACAAUUGGCUUUUUCAAGGUAUUUUAACCUUGAGGCAAUAUCUGCAGCUUUUACCGUGAAUGCCAUCUCGGCAAAUGGUGGGGAAAAUGCCUUUAAAACAUCCAUUGUCGGCUGUCUAGUGUAGUUUUUCUCAAUCCUGGUCCUGGGGACCCAAAGGGGUGCAACAACCUGCUGAAGAGUUGACUACUUGAAUGAACUGUGGGAGUACUACAAACAACAGCACCCUCAACCAGGACUGAGAACUAUUGGACAACAGCACCACGACCAGGACUGAGAAACAUUGGGCUAGUACUACAAACAACAGCACCCACGACCAGGACUGAGAACUAUUGGGCAACAGCACCACGACCAGGACUGAGAACUAUUGGGCAACAGCACCACGACCAGGACUGAGAAACAUUGGGCUAGUACUACAAACAACAGCACCAUGACCAGGACUGAGAAACAUUGGGCUAGUGCUACAAACAACAGCACCCACGACCAGGACUGAGAACUAUUGGGCUAGUGCUACAAACAACAGCACCAUGACCAGGACUGAGAAACAUUGGGCUAGUACUACAAACAACAGCACCACGACCAGGACUGAGAACUAUUGGGCUAGUGCUACAAACAACAGCACCCACGACCAGGACUGAGAAACAUUGGGCAACAGCACCACGACCAGGACUGAGAAACAUUGGGCUAGUACUACAAACAACAGCACCAUGACCAGGACUGAGAAACAUUGGGAUAGUACUACAAACAACAGCACCCACGACCAGGACUGAGAACUAUUGGGCUAGUGCUACAAACAACAGCACCCAUGACCAGGACUGAGAAACAUUGGGCUAGUACUACAAACAACAGCACCACGACCAGGACUGAGAACUAUUGGGCUAGUGCUACAAACAACAGCACCCACGACCAGGACUGAGAAACAUUGGGCUAGUACUACAAACAACAGCACCCACGACCAGGACUGAGAAACAUUGGGCUAGUACUACAAACAACAGCACCCACGGCCAGGACUGAGAACUAUUGGGCUAGUGCUACAAACAACAGCACCACGACCAGGACUGAGAACUAUUGGGCAACAGCACCACGACCAGGACUGAGAAACAUUGGGCUAGUACUACAAACAACAGCACCAUGACCAGGACUGAGAAACAUUGGGCUAGUACUACAAACAACAGCACCACGACCAGGACUGAGAAACACUGGGCAACAGCACCACGACCAGGACUGAGAAACAUUGGGCUAGUGCUACAAGCAACAGCACCACGACCAGGACUGAGAAACACUGGGCUAGUACUACAAACAACAGCACCACGACCAGGACUGAGAAACACUGGGCUAGUACUACAAACAACAGCACCACGACCAGGACUGAGAAACACUGGGCAACAGCACCACGACCAGGACUGAGAAACAUUGGGCUAGUGCUACAAACAACAGCACCACGACCAGGACUGAGAAACACUGGGCUAGUACUACAAACAACAGCACCACGACCAGGACUGAGAAACACUGGGCUAGUACUACAAACAACAGCACCACGACCAGGACUGAGAAACAUUGGGCAACAGCACCAUGACCAGGACUGAGAAACAUUGGGCAACAGCACCACGACCAGGACUGAGAACUAUUGGGCAACAGCACCACGACCAGGACUGAGAACUAUUGGGCAACAGCACCACGACCAGGACUGAGAACUAUUGGGCAACAGCACCACGACCAGGACUGAGAAACACUGGGCAACAGCACCACGACCAGGACUGAGAACUAUUGGGCUAGUACUACAAACAACAGCACCAUGACCAGGACUGAGAAACAUUGGGCUAGUACUACAAACAACAGCACCCACGACCAGGACUGAGAAACAUUGGGCUAGUGCUACAAGCAACAGCACCACGACCAGGACUGAGAAACAUUGGGCUAGUGCUACAAACAACAGCACCACGACCAGGACUGAGAAACAUUGGGCAACAGCACCACGACCAGGACUGAGAAACAUUGGGAUAGUGCUACAAACAACAGCACCACGACCAGGACUGAGAAACAUUGGGCAACAGCACCACGACCAGGACUGAGAAACAUUGGGCUAGUGCUACAAACAACAGCACCACGACCAGGACUGAGAAACAUUGGGCUAGUACUACAAACAACAGCACCACGACCAGGACUGAGAAACACUGGGCAACAGCACCACGACCAGGACUGAGAACUAUUGGGCAACAGCACCACGACCAGGACUGAGAACUAUUGGACAACAGCACCAGGACUGAGAACUAUUGGGCAACAGCACCACGACCAGGACUGAGAAACAUUGGGCUAGUGCUACAAACAACAGCACCACGAUCAGGACUGAGAAACACUGGGCUAGUGGGCUCUUUUAUACCUUGCAUUGGAUUGAAUCCUGGCUUUGUUGCUUUUGGACGCUGGACAUUUAAAUUGAAGUAAAACAGUAUCAAAGUAUAGGAUGGAGUCCCUGUCUUGUUUAUAGAUGGUUAUAUGUUUAUUUAUAUAUAUAUAUAUAUAUAUAUAUAUUGUUCUAUAUUUAUAUAUAUGGUUCUAA